Molecule: messenger RNA, 7384 nt
Organism: Dermatophagoides farinae (American house dust mite)
Lineage: Eukaryota; Metazoa; Arthropoda; Arachnida; Sarcoptiformes; Pyroglyphidae
Source: RefSeq, a predicted model, not a curated record
GAUGCUAAGAUUAUUAUUAUCAACAACAUUCAUCAUUUAUUCGCCAAUCAUAUUAUGGGCCAUGUGCAUUCAAUUUUCUCAUUAUUUAUAAUAAAAAUCAACUAUAUGAAUUUCGAAAAACAUCUAUUAAAAGAUGGAUGAUGUGACAAAUAGUGGAUCAUCACUAUCAUCCAAUAAUAACGGAACAGGUUCAAUUGUUCCCCAUCAAUUUAUAUUAACUGGUGGUGGUGGUGGUGGAAGCGAUGUUGUUGGCGCCAGUGCCGGUGUUACAGCUGGAACCAUCAACAUGAAUUCCGAUCAGCAACCAAACAAAAGACUAAAAACAAAUGACUCUUCAGAUUUUAAUUUGCACAUGUUUAAUAAUUUACCUAAUGAAUUAUCAUCUAAUAAUGUUGUCGAUAAUAAUAUUAUAAGCAAUGUUGUUCCAAAUAUUGUUAACAAUCCAUCCACAACUGCCACAGUUAACAUGCAUAGUUCACAGACAACUAUGGCUGGCCAUCAACAACAACAACAGCAGCAGCAGCCAACAAGUCUGCCACAUCUUCAAAAGCCCAUACAGAAUCCCACUCAAUCGCAAAUUCAGCGAACAAUAUUAACAAAUUCACCUACUGGCAUGACUCUUCAACAACAAUUGAGAAAUCCUCCUAUGCAGCAACAACAACAUCGUUAUGCAUCGCAACAAGGCGCCAAUUCUACAAUGAAUGCACCUCAAGUUCAAAUCAUGUCUCAACAACAAGCCCUACAACAAUUCGGUUUCAAUAAUAGUCAAGUUGCAACACCAAGAAUAGCUCAACAACAACAACCACAACAGCAACAGCAACAAUAUCGAUACAUGUCACCGAACCCAAACCAAAUCAGUAUUUCGCAAAUGCAACCGCAAGGAUCUCAACAAAAUCAGAUUCAAAAUUCUGGAGGAUUCACCACAACAAACCCAACCAUUCAACAGAACCAUAUUAGAUAUCCUAAUAAGCAACAACAACAACAACAACAGCAGCAGCAAAAUCCGAACCAAGGGCCUAAUCUGUUGAAUGCUGAUGCUGAAAAACGUAAAUUGAUACAACAGCAAUUGGUUCUUUUACUUCAUGCCCACAAGUGUCAAAGAAAAGAAGAACAACAACGACAAAAUGGCACCGAACCUAUGCCAUGUAAUUUGCCGCAUUGUCCCACCAUGAAACAAGUUCUUGCACAUAUGAAUAAAUGUACUGCUGGUCGACAAUGUACUGUUGCACAUUGUUCGAGUUCAUAUCAAAUUAUAAAUCAUUGGAAAAAUUGUAAUCGAAUCGACUGUCCUGUUUGUAAUCCCUUGAAACAAGCGAAUAAUAGAAAACCACAGCAACAGCCUCAAAUGUCUCAGAAUGCAGCCAACAACCAGAAUGUGAAUAGUACAAAUCACAAUUUGGUCAUUUCUCAAAUGAAUACAAAUAACAAUACCAUAAAUACACAAGGUCCCCAACAAUCUCAAGCCCAGACAUCUUUACCUCAACAACAACAACAGCAGCAACAACAACAGCAGCAGCAGCAACAACAACAGAUGCAACAGCAAUCAGAUAUGCAAAAAGCAUAUCAAUCACUAGGUCUUCCUUAUAAUAGUAAUUCAAUGUUUCAAACAAAUUCUCGAUCAUCAAACGUGAAUGCGACACAUUACGCUUCUAAUGCAAACCCUACAAAAGAUUGGCAAAGUAGUGUUAAUCUUGAGUUACGUCAACAUUUGGUUCAAAAAAUUGUUCAUGCCAUUUUUCCAAACUCUGAUCAAAACCUAUCUGUUCACGACAAACGAUUGCAUAACCUUUACUCAUAUGCAAAAAAGGUCGAAUGUGAUAUGUACGACAAAGCCGAUUCUAGAGAAGAUUAUUAUCGUCUUCUUGCGGAAAAAAUUUAUAAAAUUCAAAAAGAAUUAGAAGAAAAACGGCAACGAAGAAGAGAACAACAACAACAACCGAAUGUAUCUGCUCAACAACAGAUGAGCAACAUGGUUGUACCAAAUACUCGAUCACCGAUGCCCAAUAAUAUACAAGGAUUGCAAAGUCCAACCAGAGGGAAUAUGGUUGUUUCAACCAACAACACAACGAUGACAACAAAUUUCGUGAGUAAUCAGAAUCAACCACAAUCUGCUGCUGGACAACAACAGCAUCAACCAACAUCGGUGGGUGGACAAUUAUCCAAUCAAUUUUUUAUGCCGACCAAUGUUAAUCAACAACAACAACAACAGCAGCAGCAAGGACAACAAGCAUCGCCGAUACCACAUCAAAUAAAUCAGACAAACCAAUUUAGACAUACUCAAAACCACAAUCAAAACAAUUUUAUAAACAAUUCGACUUCGAAUAAUUCCAUUGUUCUAAUUCAUCAGCAACAGCAACCUAAUACUCCUCAACAAACCUUUUCGAAUCAAUCUCAGACAACUCCUCAACGUUCGCAACAACAGCAAUCAAUGUCAACAGCGACGAUCACAACAAAUUCUACCAAUAUAUCAACUAAUAUAACGAAUAUUCAACAACAACAACAACAACAGCAGCAGCAGCAGCAACAACAACCGUCGCUUAUUGGUCAACAACCUAAUCAUAAUCAGUUGCAAUUAAAUGAAUGCAAUAUUAAGACUGAAAUGAUGGAUGAUGCAAUGUCAACAACUUGUAAUUCACAAUUACAUGUUGGCACAGAUUUAUCCAAUGAAAUGGGUGUUGAUAAACUAUCUCAUUCGAAUAAUAUUUCAAAUGUAAAAGCGGAAAUUAAAGAGGAAAGAACUCAAAUGGAUGAACAAAAACCAAUUAUCGAUAAUUUUCAUUCCCCUGUUGGUUCAAAGAACAUUGAUAAUACGAUAAUGAAUAGUAGCGAAAAUAGUGGUGGUAAAGGUUCAGGUAAAAAUAAUUCAAACCAAACUCCCGUUUCUUCAAACCUUAAUGUUUCGUCAAUUAAAUCGCCUGGUUCUGCCAUUUUCAAUGCAGAUUCAAAAAGUGAUAUUAGUAAAUCUGAUCUAGAUAGUUCAUUAGAUACAAGUACAAAUCCGUCAUUCUCAUCCACUUCUACGACUGUAACGACAAAAUCAUCAAUAUCAUCGUCAUCAAGUGCUCCUUCCAAGAAGAAAACUUUUAAACCCGAUGAAUUACGUCAAGCAUUGAUGCCAACAUUAGAAAAAUUAUAUAAACAAGUACCUGAAUCGAUGCCAUUCAGGCAACCUGUAGAUCCAGAUGCUUUACAAAUACCUGACUAUUUUGAUAUAAUCAAACAUCCAAUGGACUUAUCAACCAUCAAGCGCAAUCUCGAUACUGGACAAUACACCGAUCCUUGGCAAUAUGUCGAUGAUGUCUGGCUCAUGUUUGAUAAUGCUUGGCUAUACAAUCGGAAAACAUCUCGUGUAUAUCGUCAUUGUUCUAAGUUGGCCGAAGUUUUUGAACAAGAAAUUAAUCCAGUGAUGAGAAAAUUGGGAUAUUGUUGCGGUCAGAAAUACGUAUUUCAGCCACAGAUUCUUUGUUGUUUUGGUAAACAACUAUGCACAAUACCUCGUGAUGCCAAAUAUAUGCAUUAUCAAAAUAGAUAUACAUAUUGUAUGAAGUGCUUUUCCGAAAUUUCUGGUGAUAAUGUCACAGUGGGUGAUGUACUUGGCCUAGAGCCCAAUUCAACAAAUACGCAAACCAUUCCAAAAAGUCAAUUUGUUGAAAGUAAAAAUGAUCAUCUUGAUUUGGAACCAUUUCUUGAAUGUAAAGAAUGUGGUAGAAAAUUACAUCAAAUAUGUGUUCUACAUUUAGAUCAAAUUUGGCCUGAAGGAUUCACUUGUGAAGGAUGCUUACGUCGUGAUGGAAGAAAAAGACGGGAUAAUAAAUUUGGUGCGAAACGUUUACCUCAAAGUAAACUGGGAACAUUCAUUGAAAAUCGUGUAAAUAAUUUUUUGAGGAAAAAAGAUUGUGGUGCUGGAGAGGUUUUUAUUCGUGUCGUAUCUAGUUCGGACAAAAUUGUUGAAGUUAAACCUGGAAUGAAACAAAGAUACUGCAACGGUAAAAGCGACUGGCCAGAUUCAUUCCCUUAUCGAGCCAAAGCAUUGUUUGCAUUUGAAGUCAUUGACGGAACCGAUGUUUGUUUUUUCGGCAUGCACGUUCAAGAAUAUGGAUCCGAGUGUAUGCCACCAAAUACCAGACGAGUUUAUCUAGCCUAUUUGGAUUCUGUAUACUUUUUUCGGCCUAAACAAUAUCGUACGGCAGUCUAUCAUGAAAUAUUACUGGGAUAUUUAGACUAUGCCAAACAAUUGGGCUAUACGAUGGCUCAUAUUUGGGCCUGUCCACCUUCAGAAGGUGAUGAUUAUAUAUUCCACUGCCAUCCACCUGAACAAAAGAUACCGAAACCCAAAAGACUACAGGAAUGGUAUAAAAAGAUGCUUGAUAAAGGUAUCAUCGAACGUAUCGUUCUCGAUUACAAAGACAUUCUAAAACAAGCAACAGAAGAUAAUCUCAAAAACGCCUCCGAACUUCCUUACUUUGAAGGUGAUUUCUGGCCAAAUGUCCUGGAAGAUUCUAUCAAAGAAAUCGAAAUGGAACACCAGAAACAACAACAAUUAAUUGAUUCAAAUAAAUCAGAUUCGUCUGGCAACGAAAAAAUUAUGGACGAUGAUUCAAUAGUAGAAAUGAUCGAUUCGGUUGACCAAAAAGACGGCGAUGGUAAAAUAAGCAAAGACUCUAAUAACUCUAAACAACAUAAAAAGAAUAGUGCCAAUAAGAAAUCGAAUAAGAAACAAAAUAAUCGAAAGAAUAAUGUUCAUUCACGUCUAAAGUCUGGUCCAUUGGCUAAUCAACCUCAAACACAGCUAACACCUGUGCAACAGUUCGAUGCCGAAUUAACUUCAAAGAUAUUUGCUAAUAUGGAAAAACAUAAAGAAGUUUUCUUUGUCGUACGAUUACACUCAAGUCAAUCGGCAGCAAGUCUCCCACCUGUCAGUGAUCCUGAUAAUCUGAUCAACUGUGAUCUUAUGGAUGGACGUGAUGCUUUCCUUACUUUAGCACGGGACAAACAUUACGAAUUUUCUAGCUUACGACGCGCUAAAUUCUCUAGUUUGGCCAUGCUAUACGAAUUACAUAAUUGUAACAAUGAACGCUUCCUAUAUUCGUGCAAUAGUUGCAAACGUAGUCUGGUGGAAACAAGAUAUCAUUGUAGCCAUUGUGAUGAUUUUGAUCUCUGUGUCCAAUGUUACGAAAAAGAUGGCCAUCAGCAUAGAAUGGACAAAAUCGAAUUCGGUGAUCUCAUGAGUAGCGUUGAUGGUGACGUAAGUAAUGUGGCUGGCGCAUUGAACUCUAGUUCCGGAGGUGAUGGGGAUGGAAAUAAUGAUCCAAAUGCACCUGGUUCUAAUGUUGGAACUUCCCCAAGCGAAACACGUCGUCAAUCAAUACAGCGGUGCAUCGAAAGCUUAUCACAUGCUUGUCAAUGUCGUGAUGCUAAUUGUCGUCGUCCAACUUGUUUGAAAAUGAAACGAGUUGUUCAACAUGCCAAAAGUUGCAAGAAAAAGAAUGUUGCGAAUCAAUGUCAAAUUUGCAAACAGCUUAUCGCUCUCUGUUGUUAUCAUGCCAAACAUUGUCAAGAACCGGGCAACAAAUGUCUUGUCCCAUAUUGUCAAAAUUUCAAACAAAAAAUACAGCAACAACAAAUCCAACAAAGAUUUCAUCAAGCUCAAAUUCUUAAACGUCGUAUUGCUUCCAUGUCUAUGGCUAUUCAUUCUCAAAGUUCUCAAUCGACCAGCAGCAAUAAUGGAACUACGUCCUGUCCUCCCCAGCCGUGUCAUAUGAAACCGGCAACGGCAACGCCUCCUCCUGCUGGAGCUUUACAAGCCGCUGCCGCUGUUCAAGCCGUGGCAAGGCAACAACAAACCACCCAAAAUAUGUCACCAAUGUUGGGAAAAGGUGGAAAACCAAUGCUGCCUUACAUGUCAUCACCUUCACCGCAAAUAUCUAAACCUCCUUCCAUGACUUCGAAUCAACCAGUAACGAUGCAGCCGAAAAUGGGUCCACAAUCCGACAUGCAACAAAGUUCGCAACAAUCUCCACAACAAUGGUUCAGUUCUCAAUCUCAACAAGCUCGAUUUACGCGACCACAAAUUAACACAAUGCAAUCCCAGACACAAUUUUCACAAUCGCAGAUGAUGGGCAUGCAGCAACAGCAAACCCAAAAUAUCGGAAGUAACCUGCCAUCGUUGUUAAUGUCUAAUCAAAACAUCCAGCAACAACAUCCGCAACAAAUCGGAUUGAAUCAUCAACAAACACCACAGCAGCAGCAACAACAACAACAGAUGACCAAUCCUAAUAUGUCACAACAAUUGAGCAACCAGCCUAACCAAAAUAAUUAUGCUCAAUUGAUAAAAACUUUCAAGAAUUCAACAACCAGCACCAAUCAAGAAGUGAUGUCAUUUAUUAAGAAUGAUCCUAAAAUGAUGGCAACUCUAAUAAGAACACAACAACAUCCAUCUCAGCAGCAACAAAUGUCUAUGCAGCAAAAUAUGAUCAAUCAACAAGGUUCGAAUAUGGGUUCACAAUUAUCUCAAAACCAAAAUUGGUAUGGUCCUUCCCAGGCGCAAUCACAACGAAUGAUGAAUCCUGGACAACGACAAUUGAAUCCUCAAACUAGUCCACGCGCUUCAAUGAUGAUGAAUACAGUACAAAAUCAGGCACCUUCACAAGCUUCACAACAUCAACAAGUUUAUCCGAAUCAACAACAACAAAUUCGUUUCAGCUCAACGAAUUGGAGCGGUAAUUCUCAACAACAAAGCUCUCAACCACAAAGAAUGCCGAUGUUACGCGGCAAUCCGAGUCAAAUGAACCAAAUGAAUACUGUACGUUUCAUUAAUGCCCAAAAUACCUCAGGCGGAAUGAUGAAUAGCCAAAAUGAUGCGUCACAGGAAAUGUUCUAUCAGCAAUCAGAUUAUGGUCAGAUGUCUAUGAAUCAGCAACCGGAAUUGACUCCUCAAGAAAAACUUUCAAAAUAUGUCGAAGACCUAUAACAAUCAUCAUCACUUAUCUAAUCUGUUUGAAUAUCAUUCAAGUGUACAUAUGCAUUUAUUUUGAAAAGUAAAAUCAUGGCCGAUUUUAUUGAAUACGAUCCUCAUCAUUUUUCAUUUUAUUUGUUCAUCAUUUUAUCUUCAUCUGUACACAUACCUAUUCAUCUUUCUUUUUUUUUUUGGUUAAUUUAUCCAUUUUUCUUCCGAUGGACUGUUUACAUCCAUCUGCAUUGCAAUGAUGGUGAUGAUUAUUAUUCAGUGAAUUGAUAAAUUUAUGAUUUUUUUUCAAUUCCGACCUAAAUUUGAAAAAAAAUCACAACUAAUUCUUCAAUUAUACUUCUGUACUUAUAAAAAAAACUUUUAUCUAUCAUAAGUGAAUUUUAACAAAUUGAAUUCAUUGGUCCUUCAUUUCAUUUC